Molecule: messenger RNA, 3378 nt
Organism: Melanotaenia boesemani (Boeseman's rainbowfish)
Lineage: Eukaryota; Metazoa; Chordata; Actinopteri; Atheriniformes; Melanotaeniidae
Product: B-cell receptor CD22-like
Exons: 8
Coding region: 156-1568 (470 amino acids)
Source: RefSeq, a predicted model, not a curated record
GGAAGGAUGAAAACGUCUGUAAGCUUUUAAAGACUUUUGCCUUCAGACAGAGAAGUUCGUUAUCUGAUCUGCUGCGGAUCACCUAGAAUCCACACAUCACCUGCUUCUCAACCGUUUCUCUGUUGCAGGGCUGAAGUUUCUCUUGAGUCUUAAAAAUGAAGGAGGAAUGUGGGAGUUUCAUGGCGGCCCUGUCUGUGAACGUGGUGACAGUCAACAUGUUACUGAGUGUCUUCUUUCUUUCAGGUGUUUUGGCUGAUUGUGGGAUGAUAUCACACCUCUCCAUCACGACACCAAAGGAGAUGGAAGCACUGAGUGGAUCUUGUUUGCAAAUCCCAUGUAGCUUUACUCCUUUAGCCAACGACUUUAACAGCCAGAAAAAGAUCUUUGGAAUUUGGAUUAAAAAUGAAUCGAACUUUCACAAGGAUGAAAAUGUAAUUUUCAACAGUAGUAAAACAGAUAACGUCUAUCCAAUGGAAAUGAUUGGAAAACUGAAUGAGACAAACUGCACCACUCUGUUUUCUAAUUUAACCACAAGUCAUACAAACACAUACUUCUUCAGAAUUGAAAACAACCCGUACAAAGCAACGUCUGUUUGUGAUCGUCUUCAGAUAAGAGUUAAAGAUUCUCCUCAGAGACCCAGAAUAGAAAUCUCAGGUGAUGUGAAGGACCUGAAGGAGAAGGAGUCUGUCACUAUAACCUGCUCAGCUUUCACUCCCUGUCCACACUCCCCUCCUGAACUCACCUGGAAUCUCCAACAAGACUCUCACAGACAAACAGAGGAAAACACAGAUGGAACCUUUACAACUAAAAUCCAGCAGAACAUCACUCUGUCACACACACAUGAUGGAUACAACAUCACAUGUUCUGCCAGAUAUCCUGUGGAUGGAAGAAAACAUGUGAAGACAUCAGAGACAGAAGAGACUCUCAGUGUUUCAUAUGCUCCUAAAGACACCUCAGCAUCCAUCAGUCCAUCAGGUUUGGUGUCAGCAGGUAGCUGGGUGAAGCUGAGCUGCUCCAGCAGAGCCAAGCCUCCCAUCAGCAGCUUCACCUGGUUCAAGAUCAGCACAGAGGGACCCGUUAAUGUGUCUGAGGGACCGGUUCACAGCGUCAAUGCAACGGAUGGAGGAGUUUAUUACUGUGUGGCUGCAAAUAAACUGGGAAACCAGACGUCCCAAGAAAUCUGUCUUAAUAUUAAAGUAUUCUGGGAGGCAAUUUUUGGAGGAAUAAUUGGGAUCCUUUUCCUGGUUGUGUGUUUUUGUACAAUUCUGUGUUGGAGGAAGACAAAGGCAGCAAAAUCAACCGAACAAGACCAUCAGAAUGAAACAAGUCAAGGGCCCACUGUUCAACAAAUGAGAGAGAAAACAGAACAAAGAGAAGAAGAAAACAUCCAUUAUGGAGAGAUUAGAUUUUCCAAAAGGACACCUGCUCCGUCCUCUGACUCAGCCCAAGAUGACCGACAGGAUCUGGAUACAGUCUAUGCACAGGUCAAAGUGUCUGAACAACCCAGUGGUUUGAGAGAGAUGGUUGAGGAUCCAGAAGGUCUUUAUGCCCAAGUGAAGAAAAAAUAAAUACUCAGAACAACCAUGCCACAUUCGAAGUCACUCAAAUCCCCUUUCUUCCUCAUUUUGAUGCUCAGUUUAAACUUCAGCAAGUCGUCUUCACCUUGUCCACAUGACUAAAAGCCACGUGAUUGGUUGAUUAGAUAUUUGUGUUUACAAGAAUUUAAACAGGUGGACCUAAUAAAGUGGCUUCAGUGCAACAAUUUGAUGAGGUUCAUUAAAGGAAGCGUGUAAAACACUUUUUGUGGAAUAAUUUUUUGUCUCUGUGCCACAAACCAGCAUCACAGCUAAGCCCAACCUGCGUGCAUUCAGUCAUGCUCUGUCCUCAGUUACAAAUUAUUUAAAGUGUUCCCCUUUUUAAUUGUGUGCAGAGCUGCAGCCAGUAGUUCACCAGGUUGUUAGAAACUGGAUUUAGCUGUGAGCGUCGUGUUUCGGUCCCAUCUUACUUCGCUUAAGUUCUUUCUUCAGCCUAUGAAGCGGAACAAGAAACAAAGACUAAAAUAGUUUACGUUUAAAUGAUAGAUAGAUUACAUUGUCUGCUCAGUCAAUUUAUGAGCUCUUCCUUUAAACUAAGUAGAGAUAAAUUUGAAAUAUAACAAGAGUAAAUGCAGCUUCUUCUUUAUAAAGAUGUGGCUGAAAAAAACUUUUAUAUAAAUGAAGUGGCACAAGUUAUCUUUGAGAGGGAAACUUUUCUUUACAUACUAAUGAGCUGAAGAGGACAAAAAAAAGCUGACAUCCUCUUUUAGAGAAGACGGAAGAAUGAAAACAUCUGUGAACUUUGAAAUAUUUUUGCCUUCAGAUAGUGAAGUUGGUUAUUUAUUCAAUAAUCUGGAUUUUCCGGGGGUUUUUGCUGGUUGUGAGAAGAACCCACAUCUCUUCAUGACAACACCAAAGCAGAUAGAAGCACUGAGUGGAUCUUGUUUGCAAAUCCCUCAGGAAGUAUCUAUGGAGUGUGGAUGAAAAAUUGGGUGGAUUUUACUCAAAUUCCAAGCAUUGUUAUUUUCAACAGCAGCAAGUCAGAAAACGUCCAUCCAGUGGAAAUUAUUGGAAACUUGCAUCAGAAAAACUGCACCACUUUGUUCUCUAGUUUAACCACAAGUCAUACAGACAGAUACUUCUUCAGGAUUGAGAACAAACCGUUCAAGGCAACAGCUGAAUGUGAUCCUGUUAAUAUAACAGUUAAAGGUGAAAAAGUUUCUGUUCAUCACUACAUAAUGUUAUUAAUGUAAAGAGAAAUUAAAGUAAGUUACAGAUUUGUCUGCACCAACUCUCAGAUAUAAACUAUAAAAUUAUUAUAAACUGUUUGGUCAAAUGUUUCAGAAAGCAGUCGUAAAAACUUGUUUUACUUUUCAAAUUUAUUCUCAUUUAUUAUCGUUCUCAUUUCUCCAGGUUUUUUUAGGUCUUUGGAAGCUGUUAAAGCAUUUAGUCUAAACUUGCCUUUUUGCUUUAGAGUGUUUGUAGUGGUUUACUUCUGAGUUUUAAAACUUCUGAAUUUACAUCCAUGAAGCCACCGUUUAGCUGUAGAAUAAAUAGUUCAUUUUCCUGUAUGAGAGUUUUUGAGAGUGGUCAUCAAUCCAGCCAUUGAUUGUGCAGAUUUUAAUGUGCCAGAAUGACAAGGUUAUCGAUUUAACAUCCAUCCAUCCAUCCAUCCAUCAAUCCAUCCAUCCAAACUUAAAGAGCAUUUUAGAAAGGCAGAGGCAAAGUCUCUCAGAGGAAAAGAUGGGCAGAAGUUCUGCAAACUCUUUAAAAACAACAAUAAAUACAAAAAAAAAAAAAGUGCUUUUUUAACCUGCUCUGGUUUAGGAGCUUAAUAUGUAAC